Molecule: messenger RNA, 2878 nt
Organism: Stegodyphus dumicola
Lineage: Eukaryota; Metazoa; Arthropoda; Arachnida; Araneae; Eresidae
Product: recombining binding protein suppressor of hairless-like
Biological process (GO): regulation of transcription by RNA polymerase II
Cellular component (GO): nucleus
Molecular function (GO): RNA polymerase II cis-regulatory region sequence-specific DNA binding; DNA-binding transcription activator activity, RNA polymerase II-specific
Source: RefSeq, a predicted model, not a curated record
GGUGGCGGUUCCCACGGAAGCUUUGGCCUAAGGCCACAUUUCCAUUCGAUGAACGAAACAGUUAGCUGCCGGUUAGAACUUCGUCUCUCCGUCAAUUUUGUUUUUUAAAUCGACAGUUUUCCUUCUUCAUUUACGAAAGUGAACUUACGGAGAAUGGAUGUUAAACCGCUUUUUCUUUCCCGCUGGAAGUUGUAUCGAUUGAAUGUCUUGUGUAGAAUCGCUAUCGCACUUUGAGAAGUUUUGUUUGAUUUCAGAAAGUUUGUUGUGGGAUUGUAUAGUUCUGGUAGUUAUGAAUACUUGUUGUGUUUACUUUCUGUCAAGUUCGUCCUGAGUUAUGAAUGAGAUUUAUAUGCAAGAGGUGAACUAUGGGUUUCCACCUGAAACAAAUUACCCACAGUGUACUGACCAAGAUUUUGUGACAACCAAUAUGUCUCUGGCACCUUUUUCUGCUACUUAUAGCAGUGCAAGUAACACAGCCACUCAAAAUGCUGCAUCAUACACUCUUCCUAGUCAGAACAAUAGCAAUCCAUAUACAGAACUUAGCAACAGAACCCAUCAUCAACAAAUGGGCCAUGUACAAAUAAGUGACGCAAACCGCAAUGGCCUUCAGAAUACCCAUGCUCGUUCUCCCACUUGCCGAGACCGUCCAUCUGAUAAUGUUAUUGAUAGUCAUCCUGUUGACCUGUCUAGUCCCAAGCCUCCAAACAGAUUUGGACAGAUGGGUUACCUAAGCAUGGGUCGAGAGAAUUCUUCAGGCUCAUAUACAAAUUACAAUAAUCGCCCUGAAUCAAGCUAUGAAAAUGGCAUGGACACUAAUCAGUCUGAAUAUGCUACAAAAUGUGUUAAUGGAGAACAACCACAACAGCAGUCUCAUCAUCCUUUGGUGGCUCAUAGUGCUCUCAGCCUGCCUCUUUUAACUCAAGGAAGAACACAUGCACCUCCAAGUCCAAUGCCCACUCCAUCUCCACCUGUAGAUGAGAGACAUAGGAAUAAGAGGAAAGACCAAAGGCUUACGAGAGAGUCAAUGAAAAAGUACCUUCGGGAAAGAGGAGAUAUGGUGCUUGUAAUAUUACAUGCCAAAGUUGCACAGAAGUCCUAUGGAAAUGAAAAGAGGUUUUUUUGUCCUCCUCCUUGUAUAUAUUUGCUUGGAGAUGGCUGGAGGAAAAAACAAGAACAAAUGGUACGGGAUGGAGAGACUGAACAAGGCUCUCAGCUGUGUGCUUUUAUAGGUAUUGGAAAUUCAGAUCAAGAAAUGCAGCAGUUAGAUUUCAAUGGAAAAAAUUAUUGUGCUGCGAAAACAUUGUAUAUUAGUGAUUCAGAUAAAAGGAAGCAUUUCAUGUUAUCUGUUAAAAUGUUUUAUGGAAAUGGUGAAGAUAUUGGUGUAUUCCAUAGUAAACGAAUCAAAGUCAUAUCAAAGCCUUCUAAGAAAAAACAGUCUAUCAAGAAUGCUGAUUUAUGCAUAGCAUCAGGAUCCAGGGUGGCUUUAUUUAAUCGCUUGCGUUCCCAGACUGUAAGUACCAGAUAUCUUCAUGUUGAGAAUGGUAAUUUCCAUGCUAGUUCAACACAGUGGGGUGCUUUUACUAUACAUUUAUUGGAUGAUACUGAAUCUGAAUCUGAAGAGUUUACUGUUCGGGAUGGUUAUAUUCAUUAUGGCUCAACAGUAAAAUUAGUUUGCUCUGUUACAGGAAUGGCCUUACCAAGGCUGAUAAUUCGGAAAGUAGAUAAGCAGACAGCCCUUUUAGAUGCAGAUGAUCCAGUUUCUCAACUUCAUAAAUGUGCUUUUUAUAUGAAGGAUACAGAACGGAUGUAUCUCUGCUUAUCACAAGAAAGAAUAAUACAGUUUCAAGCUACUCCUUGUCCAAAAGAGCCAAACAAAGAAAUGAUUAAUGAUGGUGCCUCUUGGACAAUCAUAAGUACAGAUAAAGCAGAGUACACAUUUUAUGAAGGAAUGGGACCAGUGCGUUCAACUGUAACUCCAGUGCCAGUUGUACAUAGUUUACAUUUAAAUGGAGGUGGUGAUGUGGCCAUGUUAGAAUUGACAGGAGAGAAUUUUACUCCUAGCUUAAAAGUGUGGUUUGGGGAAGUAGAAGCAGAAACAAUGUAUAGGUGCCAAGAAAGUAUGUUGUGUGUAGUUCCUGACAUUUCAGCAUUUAGAGAAGGAUGGCAGUGGGUCAGGCAGCCUACACAAUAUUCUGUAUUUCAGGUGCCAGUGUCAUUGGUUCGAAAUGAUGGUAUUAUAUAUUCAACUGGCUUGACAUUUACCUAUACACCUGAACCUGGACCAAGAACUCAUUGCCCUGCUGUUGAGGAAGUCUUGAGGCCUCCAGAUUUACGGCGGGAUGAGUCUAGGCACCAACCUCAUUUGUAUUCAAGUUCUGAUCACCCUAUGUAAUGAAGUGAUUUGGAAUAUUAAAAUGUUGCACGAGCCUGUAUGAGCUCAGGUGAAAUAUGCAGUUCAUUGGUAUUGAUCCAACGAACAAGUCAGUUACUUUUGAAAUUAUUCUGAGAACUAUCAUUCACACAGUAGAUAACAAUGUGAUCAAAGUAAUAUUUAUACAAGUCUCCCAUAUGACUUAGCUGCUAUUAUUCUACUUUUUUAUACUUAUAAUGCCUUCAUCGAACAUUACUCACAAUUUGUUGUUAAGGAUUGCUCCAUGUUAUUCUUGGAAGUAGUACAUAUAUUGAAGCAUUAUGGUAAUCUGACAAUUUUCAGUAGAAAAAUAACUUUUAUUCUGUAUAUUUUUUACUUGUAUGUCAAACAUAAUAAUGAUUAUGAAACAUAAUCUUUUUCUAUUUGUUUUUUUAAAGAAUGGAUUUUGAGGUGAUAUGUAAUCUGAAUUUUUGGCUUGUAUAUUUUUAAUGAAAAAAAAAAGACUGU